AUGACUGUUGUAAAACACAAGAGAACUCAUUCCGAUGGCCCAUCGUCUCAAAACGAUCGAUCAUCAAAAAGGCAUGAAUCCACAGCUUCUGAAUAUAAAGAUUACGAAUCAGAUUUGGAUAUAGUUGAACUUGUACCUGAUAUUUCAAAUAACUUAAAAUGGCAGAAUACGAUUGCAAAUGUUGUGCAAUCAGUUGUUUCUGUGCAUUUUUCACAAGUCGCACCAUUUGACUGUGAUUCUGCAUUGGUAUCGGAAGCUACAGGUUUUAUUGUCGAUUCAACUCUGGGAAUAAUGCUUACUAACAGACAUGUUGUUGGUGCCGGGCCCUUUUGUGGUUAUGCGGUUUUUGAUAACCAUGAAGAAUGUGAUGUAAAGCCAAUUUAUAGAGAUCCGGUUCAUGAUUUUGGAUUUUUGAAAUUUGACCCUUCUAAGAUAAAAUAUAUGAAUGUUCAAGCGCUAGAGUUAAAGCCUGCAUUAGCAAAGGUGGGUUCUGAGAUUAGGGUUGUUGGUAAUGAUGCUGGAGAGAAGUUGAGUAUUUUAUCUGGAUUUAUCAGCAGAGUGGAUAGAAAUGCUCCAGAUUAUGGGGAGUUGACCUACAAUGAUUUUAAUACGGAAUAUAUACAGGCAGCUGCUUCUGCUUCUGGGGGUUCUAGUGGUUCGCCAGUAGUUAAUAUUGAUGGUUACGCUGUUGCUCUGCAGGCAGGUGGCUCUACUGAGGCAUCUACAGAUUUCUUUUUACCUUUGGAUAGGAUCUUAAGAGCUUUGCACUGUGUUCAGUCUUCUAUUCCAAUUACCAGAGGUACCAUUCAGACUCAGUGGCUGUUGAAGCCUUAUGAUGAAUGUAGGCGUAUGGGAUUGUCACCAAGAUGUGAAGAACUUGCUCGAAAGCAAUUUCCAGAUAAGAUCGGUCUGCUUGUAGCUGAAACAAUUUUACGGGAAGGACCAGCUGAUAACCUGAUAAAGGAAGGUGAUAUUCUUAUAUCUAUUAAUGGAGAAAUGAUUUCCUCUUUUAUUCAAGUUGAUGCCAUACUUGAUGACUCUGUGGGACAGAAGAUUAAGUUGCUCGUUCAAAGGAGCGGUGAAGAUGUGACCGUAGAAUGUGUUGUGGGCGACUUACAUGCAAUCACGCCUUCAAGAUAUGUUGAGGUAUGUGGUGCCACCUUCAACGAGCUUUCUUAUCAAAUGGCAAGAUACUAUGCUAUUCCUGUUAGAGGUGUUUUUUUGAGCAGUGCUACGGGAUCGUUCUGUUUUGACUCUAAAGAGAAGUUAGGUUGGAUUGUUGACGAAGUUGACAACCAACCUACACCUAAUUUGGAUACGUUUAUUGAAGUCAUGGGUAAGAUUCCAGACUGUUCGAGAGUAACUGUUGGAUAUCAUCAUUUGGUGGAUCAACAUUCUCCCAACGUUACUACUGUCUAUAUUGACCGCCAUUGGUGUAAUGAAUUUAGGUUGUAUGAAAGAAAUGAUGAAACCGGACUUUGGGAUUACAAAUAUCUCGCAGAUCCAAUUUCACCUUUGCCUUUAAAACCUCAAUCAGCCAAAUUUAUUGAUUUGCCCGUGAAUAACGAAAAAAUUUCGAAGUUAGCCAGAAGUUUAGUGCUGGUGUCAACGAUGGGUCCAGUUCCACUAGAUUCUAUUGAUGCAGAACCUCGGAAGGCUUCGGGUCUAGUUAUCGAUGCCUCACAAGGGUAUGUUGUUGUGUCACGUCGAAUUAUUCCCCAUGAUUGCGUUGAUGUAUUUGUUACGAUUGCAGAAUCUGUAUUGGUUCCAGCAACAGUUGAAUUUUUGCAUCCUACUCAGAAUUAUGCAAUUGUGAAAUACGACCCACAACUAGUAGAAGCACCUGUUGAAAAUCCGAAGAUCUCCAGUACUAGACUGAAAAUUGGUGAUAAAGUUCAAUUCAUUGGCUACACACACAACUUCCGAUCUGUUUCUUCAGAAACUACAGUUACAGAUAUAUCUUCUCUAAGUAUCCCUAGCAAUAUGGUCCCGAGAUAUAGAGCUACAAACCUGGAGGCAAUUUCUAUAGAAUCGAGUGCAGGCUCCAGAUGUCAUUCUGGGAUAUUGGCUGAUGAUGAUGGUACUGUGAGAGCUAUGUGGCUAUCCUUUUUGGGGGAAAAACAAGAUGAAAAGGACAAGAUAUAUCUAAUGGGUUUGGACUUGGUUGAUAUGACCGAGGUCAUAAACAUACUAAAAGCGGGUAAGAAACCCAGAGUUAAUAUAGUGGAUUCAGGUUUUGGUUCUAUUUCUGUCCUGCAAGCUAGGCUUAGAGGAGUUCCUCAAGAGUGGAUCAAAAAAAUGGAAAGUGAGUCCGAUUCUAGAUUACAAUUUAUAACUGUUACAAGAGUUUCAUACACUGAUGAAGAACAAAAAUUGAUGACGGGUGACAUUAUCCUAUCAGUUAACGAAAAUUUGGUCAAGCACAUGAGAGAUAUAGAGGGAGUUGUAAUCGCUGCGGAUGAGCCUGUUGUUGAACAAGUUUUGGCCUUUAAAGUUGUCAGGAAAGGUAAUAUUGUUAAUCUAAACAUUAAGACAGUGGAAGUCGAGGAAACAUCAAAAAUUGUUGUCUUUGCAGGAAGUAUAUUGCAAGCUCCGCAUCAUGCAGUUCGCCAAACUAUGCAAAAUAUCCCAAGUGGUGUGUAUUGUACAUUCCGCGGCCAAUCAUCACCAGCAAUACAGUAUGGCAUCUCGGCUACCAAUUUCAUUACACACGUUAAUGAAAUUGAAACCCCAACCUUAGCCAGAUUUUUGGAAGUCGUAAAAACAAUUCCCGAUAACACAUAUUGCAAAAUACGCCUGUUAACUUUUGAUAAUGUCCCCUUUGCUAUUUCCUUGAAAACGAACUACCAUUACUUUCCAACUAGCGAACUUUCAAAAGACCGCGCCACUGGCAGUUGGAUCGAACACAUGUAUAACUCCACUUCUGAUAAGAAAAACGAUACAUAA
Molecule: messenger RNA, 2946 nt
Organism: Eremothecium cymbalariae DBVPG#7215
Lineage: Eukaryota; Fungi; Ascomycota; Saccharomycetes; Saccharomycetales; Saccharomycetaceae
Gene: NMA111
Product: Nma111p
Exons: 1
Coding region: 1-2946 (981 amino acids)
Biological process (GO): proteolysis
Molecular function (GO): protein binding; serine-type endopeptidase activity
Source: RefSeq, a predicted model, not a curated record